Messenger RNA from Durusdinium trenchii, 3268 nucleotides. The record is from the annotation of a GenBank genome assembly. Lineage: Eukaryota; Dinophyceae; Suessiales; Symbiodiniaceae.
CAAAAUUCUGGGAUCAAAUGCAACCUAUCCUAGGUUAAUUACUCACUGGAGAACCCCUCCAAAAUGCCUACGCCUCCUUGCGGAGGCUCCGCUACCAAUGUUAAUCUCACCCUGGAGUUGAAUGAUCCUAACCUUGGGGAAACCCGGUCCUCUUGUCCAAGCGGCCUCGCUCUUUGUCGACGAUGUUCGGUCCACCCACCCACCCUUUCGGUAGGUUCGAUCAAAAGGUCGUCAUGCGAGACAUCUGAUUGGUAAGCUUGUGAGCUUCACAAUAUAUGUAUAUGAAUAACCAUACAGAUCUUUUUUUAGCCACGUUUCUUGACUCUUGUGCGAGUGAGAUAUUGCAAGUCAUGCUGUUGCUGGCGUGACACCGAACCUCGCCCGUGGAGUCCAAGAAUGCGCUGUUUGACGCCUCGAAAGGGUCGCAUGUGACUCCAUGUGACUGGUGCAACGGAUUUCGGGGGCUUCGCUGCAAAGCUCGCUGGUGCAAAGCUUGAUUUUUGGGGCAGGAGAGCGAACUCAUUGCCACAUGGCAAGGAAAGCACACUUGGGACAAGGUCGAUGGUCGAGGCAUCUUCCUCAGCCAGGUUUAAUGCUUUUGUUUAGCGCCCCGGACAUCUUCUGCUCGCUUAUGCAAGGUCUUCAUGGAAUUCAGGGUUGGGGCUUGGGUGUCUUGGUUUGGAUUCACACAACCGGAACCCAUUUGGUGUCCCAACCCAUUCAAAAAACUUCACCCAACACUUAGAUGAAAGACACCAUAGAAGACGGUAAAACACCUCCCUUUCAAUCCUUUCAGACAGGGGCUUGAACCCCCAAGAAACGAGAUGAAGAUUUGCCCAUUUGUCCAUGCUCAACUUGCCGAGGAUACUGAAAAGGUCCCUGGUCCUGAGCUGAAGCAGUUGGAACUAGGCAGUGUGGGCAGCUUCGUUCGGAACCACCGGAAGAAGAUCUUCCUCAUUUUCCUUUGCCUUUGCACGCUUCUCGCCGUCCAGCCCAGCUCCCGCUGGUUCGGAGCCGAGCUGAGAGAGGACCGCACGAGCAAGCUGCAAGCGGAGCUCAAGGGAAAAACCGCCGAGCAAAUCCUUCAGUGGGCGGCGGAGACGGUUCCGGGCCUGGUCCAAUUUAGCAGCUUCGGACCUUCGGGCAUGGUGAUCUUGGAUCUCCUCGAUCGCCUAGGCCUCUUGGAGGAGACACGGAUCGUCACGAUCGACACCUUACACCUUUUCCCAGAGAGCUAUGAGCAUCUGCAGAACGUCACCAGAAGAUAUCCCAAGAUGAAGCUCCAGACCUUCUAUCCCAAGGACUUCAUGGAGGGCGAAGGUCAUCGUUUCGAUGAGAUGCAUGGAAUGACUCUUUGGAAGGACGACUUCCAGAAGUACAGUUACCUCACCAAAGUGGAGCCCACCCUCCGUGCGCUGCAACAACUGGCGCCUGGCGGUUGGAUCACCGGCCGUCGCCGGUCGCAGGGUGAGCUCCGAAGCCACCUGCCGGUGGUGGAGAACGAUGCAGGGAGAUUGAAGAUCAAUCCUUUGGCCUACUGGACUUGGGAGGAUGUUUGGCAAUACCUCCACACCCACGAGGUGCCCUACAACGUCCUUCACGACCGCGGCUACAGCAGUGUGGGAGAUGUGAUGAAUACCCGGCCCACCAAGCCAGGGGAAGGCGAGCGCGCAGGCCGCUUCGAGCUGAGCCAGGAGACCGAGUGUGGCAUGCACACACACCUGGCGCGCAUAGCAAAGAAGCGCGCUGAGAGCGCCUCAAAGCGUGCUGAGUUGGAUGAUGCGCCGCACCUGCCCUGUGACACAUGUGUGGAGGUGAACAAGCAGAACUUCGAGGAGGUGGUCCUCAAAACCAAGCAGGAUAUGCUCCUUGAGUUCUAUUCGCCGAUGUGUGGUCACUGCACGCACUUUGCUCCUACCUAUGCGACGAUUGCGCAUGAGCUGAGCAUCAGUGGAGAUGCCCUUCCAGCGAGGAUGGAUCUCUAUCACAACCAGGUUCCACAAAGCGCCAAAGAUGCAGGCUUUGAAAUCCAUGCCUUUCCAACGUUGAUCUUGGUCCGCCCCAUGCAGAAGAAGCUGAAGCUUGUGACCUAUCACCGCUGGAGGAGGGACGUGAAGACGGUGUUGGACUGGGUGAAGGAGGAGCUUACAAAGCCCUUGACUUGAGCUGACCACAAAAACGGCUGGUCUGUGCGCUUCGCGAGCCGAGUCGGUGGGUUAUUCCCCGCUGUGGCGCUAGGGGAAGAUUUACACCUGCAUGACAUGGGUUUCUUAUGUUUCCUUCUUUCUGAUGAUUUGAUACUACUCGCAAUCUUUCCAAGAGGAGAGUGAGUUCGAAGUCCUCUAUCUCAGGUAGUGCAGUUCAAGUACAGCUAAGUGUACAGCUAGAACUGUUUCAGCGGUUUAGUACCAUCCCUUGACACCAUGGCUGCAGACUGCCAGCCAGGGUGUCAGGCGACAGGCGACCAAGAAACUCAGCACCACUUUAGGAGAUAACGGUGAAGUAUCAUUGAUGUGGUAUCAGGCGUUCCAUUAGGUUGGGUGAUGUGUUGCGCGGUGUUCCAUCAAGCCUGAAAGAGAUCCAUUGUUUAUUUGUUGUCUCAUAAUAUGUGUUGACGUUCGCCAGCAAGUUUGAACACUUGAGGUGCAAGUGGUUGACUGUCGUGUACUCAGGUUGCGUCCUUAUGAUAUGACUGUGGUGUCUACCAUGCUGUUCAGAUGCUGGAGCCAUCCUGUUUGGUGACGUUUUGAAAUGAUGAAUUUGUCUAACAGAGACUUAACCAAUGAGGUUUGGUAUCCAUUGCUUUUCUAUUGCUUUGAGAGUUCCCGCGUAAAACCAGACACCCUGAAAGGAAGUCACAUCUAUAAAGACCUAUCAACAUGGUUCAAGGGGGGGUUAGGCAAGAAGAGAUUUCAAUUAUACACGAGACCUUCAAUCGACGAUUUUGAGAGCACUAGGAUCAUCAUGAAAACCCUUGGCAAGCCGAAGUUCGUCGAUGCGGAUCUUUUUCCGGGGCCUGUUCGACACCGGUCGCGCGCCAGGGAGGCUCAGGGCCAGUUGGGAGCUGAGAAUGGCGAGUGGUGAUUGUGGGUGACCUUGGGGUCUCCAUGGCGUCUCCAAUUGGCCCUGAAAGAUGUUCUGAAAUGCCAAAAGAUGGGUCUCCAAUGCCAAAAGACCAGUGGUCUCCAUGGGGUCUCCAAAUGGCCCCUUGGAAGACCAUUUUCCUCUACAAACAGGGGGUUAUCCACUUCCAUGUUAGUUCCAGGGA